Rana temporaria (common frog) is the source of this 785-nucleotide messenger RNA. RefSeq names its product phospholipase A2 inhibitor and Ly6/PLAUR domain-containing protein-like. The transcript has 5 exons. The record is from RefSeq and is a predicted model, not a curated record. Lineage: Eukaryota; Metazoa; Chordata; Amphibia; Anura; Ranidae. Bases 76 to 777 code for a protein of 233 amino acids.
GCAUUACUUUGAGGACUCGGCUGGAUAUCCCGCAUUCGACUGACUCGUUCAAGUAUUCAACACUUGUACCUCAUCAUGAGCUCGCUCCUGGGAUUUCUAUGUGUGCUCUCAGCUUUCACAGCAACUGGUUAUUCCCUCACGUGUAAACUAUGCGUGGGCCAAGAUUCUUCGUCCUGCGUUGGUACAACAGAGACCUGCUCCCCUGACCAUGCGUGUGGUGCUGUCCGCACAGUAACCAAAAUCAAUGGAAAUGAAAUGAACUUGUAUUACAUCUCCUGCGUGGCUGUAAAGGAGUGUAACAGCCCUGGAAGUAUCAGCGUCCCCAUUGGAAAAAUACGCAGAGGAACCAGCUGUUGUUACACCAGCAACUGCGUCCCGCCUGCUCCUCAGUUACCGGCAGAUGACAAAGAAGCCAAUGGAUUGUUCUGUGGCGCAUGUGUGACAGAAACUUCAACCGACUGCUCUGCGGAGGGGAUAAUGGAAUGUACCGGAAAGGAAGACAUGUGCCUCUUCCAAACAACCCUUACCACAGGAUUACUCAACACCCAGGAGGCUCUUCGAGGGUGCGCCACCAAAUCCUAUUGCAAUAUUGCUAAGCAGUCUGUGAAAUCUGCCGAAAUGAAUGUUGAACUGACCUAUAGCUGUACACCGGGGGAGAACCAUACGGCCAUUACUCCAACCGGUCAAGACGAUCCCGGCAACUCCCACAGCGGUCAUUCUCCUUCAGCAACUCUUAUGAGUAUACUGUUGUUGUUUCUUCUUUGCAGUAAAUGGUAGGAAGUCCA